AUGGAAUACCGACUGGUAUUAAACAAUUGUUCAUCAUCUGAUAUACCGAAUAGUGUUCUUUGUGGCCAACUUGAACAACAGUUGAAAUAUUAUAAAUUUCGUCGUGUACCAACAAAGACUGACAAAGCAGAUAUUUUCAAAUUGUUCGUUCGUCGAGUAUCCGAGCAAAUAGUUGCUCAACGAUUGAAGAUUCCUGAAGUGCACGAUUGUAUUUGUAAGCUUAAUCACUGGUGGUGGAUGAAUCAUGAAUAUGUUAUUAACAACUCGCAACAUGUGCAGAAAUUGUUAGACAUUUUCUUCAAAUAAUUUAUUUUUAAUUUAUCCAUGAUAGCAUUCAUGUGUGUGCUCUGCAUGUGAGCGCUUCUAUCAUUGUGAAUUUUCUUAUUGUUUUUUUCUGUUCAAAAAGAUAGCGUUCUUUCACAUUAUCCAAUUAACAUACAGGGUGUUUCAUAAAUUUUGAGGCUUGUUAAAAAUUAACUUUUAUGUGAACAAAAAACGAUCUCAAAUCAAAUGUUUUUAUAUGAAAUAUAAGUACUCGUGACGGGCUUUCAAAUGGUGUAUUAUGAUAAUAUAUCUUCUCUUGUAAUAGUAAAAAUAUAGGUAUGACAAUGUUAUGAUAAAUUUUUCGAAAUCGACCAACAUGAAUUUUUACAGAUUUUUUUAAAUAAAGCCUUAGGCUCAUUUUUCAUUAAAAAGCUGUUAGCGCAAUCCCUUGCGGGAUUAAAAAUGUGAAACAC
Rotaria sp. Silwood1 is the source of this 737-nucleotide messenger RNA. The record is from the annotation of a GenBank genome assembly. NCBI's taxonomy places the organism in Eukaryota, Metazoa, Rotifera, Eurotatoria, Philodinida, Philodinidae.